This is a messenger RNA of Oncorhynchus keta (chum salmon), 3359 nucleotides long. RefSeq names its product vasopressin V2 receptor-like. Gene Ontology annotation, biological process: G protein-coupled receptor signaling pathway; regulation of systemic arterial blood pressure by vasopressin; positive regulation of vasoconstriction. The transcript is spliced from 7 exons. The record is from RefSeq and is a predicted model, not a curated record. Gene Ontology annotation, molecular function: vasopressin receptor activity; peptide binding. Bases 402 to 1640 code for a protein of 412 amino acids. Gene Ontology annotation, cellular component: membrane. NCBI's taxonomy places the organism in Eukaryota, Metazoa, Chordata, Actinopteri, Salmoniformes, Salmonidae.
GUAAUCUCUCAGAGGUAGCAGAGGAGAGAGAGACACAAACGGAGCCUGGCAACUAAUGGAUUACUCUCAGACUGUUGUGAACUACACAGCAGCCAAAUGCCAUUAACCACAAGGCAAAUUCAGUACUGACAUAUUGACACACAUUUAACUACAGCCUAUAACACCCUACAAGCUCUGAACACAUUUAGAUCACAUAACAUUUGAGACAGACAGUUCUAACACUGGUCUCUUGAUCUACAUUAGCGUAAACAGACAAACUGAUUCAAUGAUCCCUCACACAAACACAGAGACAAUGGACAUGCAUGGACUUCACUGUUGAAUCAAAGGGACAAAGAUGUGAAUUGUGGUGAGGAUUUGGACACCUUUGUGAAACAUCACUGAAGAGGAUCACAAGCAAAAGCAUGGAAAGUAUCUCAGAGAAAACGGGUUGGGAUGGAUUAGGCCACUCCUCUCUGACAUCUGCGACGGCAGGAAGAAACAACCUCACUUCCUCCCUCUUCUCCGACUUCACGUCCCUCAACAGUUCUCAUGGAGGAGCAGGGUCCUACUAUUGGAUUAUCCCAGAGAACGCCUCAACCACCACGCUCCAAGCCUUACCCCAGCCCAGGGUGAGGGAUUUGGGCCUGGCCCGGGCCGAGAUAGGGGUGCUGGGCCUGGUACUGGCCCUGACUACCCUGGGAAAUGGCUUUGUACUGUGGGUGCUGCUUCGCAGGAGGAAACAAAACGCUCCCAUGCACCUGUUCAUGGUCAACCUGUGUCUUGCUGACCUGGUGGUGGCGCUGUUCCAGGUACUUCCCCAGCUGGUAUGGGACAUCACAGGAAGGUUCAAGGGGCCGGAUUUUCUUUGUCGCUCAGUAAAGUACCUGCAGAUCGUAGGGAUGUUCGCAUCCUCCUAUAUGAUCGUUGCCAUGACGGUAGAUCGGCACUAUGCCAUCUGCUGCCCACUGCAAGCCUACCGUGGUGGGUCCGUGUCGCGCUGGAACACCCCUAUCAUGACGGCCUGGGGCCUGGCCCUACUGCUCUCCAUACCACAGUUCUUCAUUUUCUCGCGGUCGGAGGUGUCUCCAGGAGAGUUUGAGUGCUGGGGUCACUUCGCUGAGCAGUGGGGGCUCAAGGCCUACAUCACCUGGAUGACCCUAGCAGUGUUCUUACUGCCAGCACUAAUCAUCACCGUCUGCCAGAUCCGGAUCUUCAGAGAGAUUCACAACAACAUCUAUCUGAAGUCAGAGAGGAUGGUGUCAGCAGAGCUCAAGAAGAACAACGCUGUCAUCUCCCUGGCCCUGACUCCCCCCUCCAUCUCCAAAGCCAUGUCUAAGACGGUGAGGAUGACUUUAGUGAUAGUGUUGGUGUACACAGUCUGCUGGUCCCCCUUCUUCAUCGUCCAGCUGUGGGCCGCCUGGGACCCCAACCCUCCAGACCAAGGCGUGGCGUUCACCAUCCUGAUGCUGCUGGCCAGUCUGAAUUCCUGUACCAACCCCUGGAUCUACACCUUCUUCAGCAGCUCUGUGUCCAGGGAGCUACAGGCCCUGUUACGCUGCAGACCAAGAACCCCGCGCAGGGGCUCCAUACCUGACGACUCCACCACCACACACACCUCCACCACCACACACACCUCCACCACCAAGGACAGCCUCUACUGACACACACACGUACGGUACCAGUCAAAAGUUUGGACACACCUACUCAUUCAAGGGUCUUUCUUUAUUUUUGCUAUUUUCUACAUUGUAGAAUAAUAGUGAAGACAUCAUAACUAUGAAACAACACAUAUGGAAUCAUGUAGUAACCAAAAAAUUGUUAUCUCAACUAUAUUUUAUAUUUGAGAUUCUUCAAAGUAGCCACCCUUUGCCUUGAUGAAAGCUUUGCACACUUUUGGCAUUCUCUCAACCAGCUUCACCUGGAAUGCUUUCCCAACAGUUUUGAAGGAGUUCCCAGAUAUGCUGAGCACUUGUUGGCUGCUUUUCCUUCACUCUGCGGUCCAACUCAUCCCAAACCAUCUCAAUUGGUUGGGUGAUUGUGCCAGGUCAUCUGAAGAAGCCAGGUCAUCUGAAGCAGCACUCCAUCACUCUCCUUCUUGGUCUAAUAGCCCAUUCACAGCCUUGAGCUGUGUUGGGUCAUUGUCCUAUUGAAAAACAAAUGAUAGUCCCACUAAGCGCAAACCAGAUGGGAUGGCGUAUCACUACAGAAUGCUGUGGUAGCCAUGCUGGUUAAGUGAGCCUUGAAUUCUAAAACAAAUCACAGACAGUGUCACCAGCAAAGCACCCCACACCAUCACACCUCCUCCUCCAUGCAUCACGGUAGAUCUCACAAAGACACGGCGGUUGGUCUCAAAUUUGGACUCAUCAGACCAAAGGACAGAUUUCCACCGGUCUAAUGUCCAUUGCUUGUGUUUCUUGGCCCAAGCAAGUCUCUUCUUAUUGGUGUCCUUUAGCAGCGGUUUCUUUGCAGCAAUUCGACCAUGAAGGCCUGACUCACACAGUAUCCUCUGAACAGUUGAUGUUGAGAUGUGUCUGUUACUUGAACUCUGUGAAGCAUUUAUUUGGGCUGCAAUUUCUGAGGCUGGUAAUGAACGUAUAGUCUGCAGCAGAGGUAACUCUGGGUCUUCCUUUCCUGUGGCGGUCCUCAUUAGAGCCAGUUUCAUCAUAGCGCUUGAUUGUUUUUGUGACUGCACUUGAAGAAACUUUAAAAGUUCUUGAAAUGUUCCAUAUUGACUGACCUUCAUGUCUUAAAGUAAUGAUGGACUGUCAUUUCCCUUUGCUUAUUUGAGCUGUUCUUGCCAUAAUAUGGACUUGGUCUUUUACCAAUCUAUCUUCUGUAUACCAAUCCCACCUUGUCACAACACAACUGAUUGGCUCAAACACAUUAAGAAGGAAAGAAAUUCCACAAAUUAACUUUUAACAAGGCGCACCUGUUAACUGAAAUGCAUUCCAGGUGACUACGUCAUGAAGCUGGUUGAGAGAACUUCAAGAAUGUGCAAAGCUGUCAUCAAGGCAAAGGGUGGCUACUUUGAAGAAUCUACAUUUUUUUGGUUACUACAUGAUUACAUAUGUAUUAUUUCAUAGUUUUGAUGUCUUCACUUUUAUUCUACAAUGUAUAAAAUUGUAAAAAUAAAGAAAAGCCUUGAAUGAGUAGGUGUGUCCAAACAUUUGACUGGUACUGUAUAUACACACGUGUAGCUAUAUAGAGAAGACACAAGCACAAAAUACACACACUCCACCGAGAACAGCUUGUACUCUCUCACACACACACACACACACACACACACACACACACACACACACACACACACACACACACACACACACACACACACACACACACACACACACACACACACACACACACACACACACACACACACA